Penicillium pulvis is the source of this 1029-nucleotide messenger RNA. RefSeq names its product SWIRM domain-containing protein. The transcript has 2 exons. Gene Ontology annotation, cellular component: nucleus; SAGA-type complex. The record is from RefSeq and is a predicted model, not a curated record. Bases 1 to 1029 code for a protein of 342 amino acids. Gene Ontology annotation, biological process: chromatin remodeling; regulation of transcription by RNA polymerase II. Gene Ontology annotation, molecular function: protein binding; chromatin binding; transcription coactivator activity. Lineage: Eukaryota; Fungi; Ascomycota; Eurotiomycetes; Eurotiales; Aspergillaceae.
AUGAAUCGUCUUCCUGUAUCCAGCCUGAUGUCUCCCCCGGAGACCAAGCCAUUGGAGAACUUCCAACACUCUCCAUUCAUCAGAGACGCCUCGUCCUUGGACAUCAAAUUACCCCCCAUCUCAGCUGAUCGCAAGCGUACACAGUCGGAGAUGGAUUUACCGUCGCCCCCGGUGACCCCAUAUACGGGCACCAAGAAACGACACUCCCACACAGCAGAGCAGAUGGAGCGUGAGGUGGGUUCCUCCCGAGAUCCAGUGCUGUUCCCUCGACAUGAAUCGAUCGCGGGGGAGGAACAACCGCUUUUCGGUCCCAUCCACUCGACCCCGGAGGCGGUUGUGGAGCAGCAUAUCACUUCCCACAUGGCCCGCUUUGAUAGCAAGCGCAAUAAACCCACACGCGAUGAAUAUCUGCUCGCGCUGUCGUGCGUGCCCAUCGUUUCUACCCAGUACAACCGUAAUCCGGUGGCCUGGGCCCGGGAGGAGCGCGAGACGCUGGAACGGCAGCUGGCCUUGAUGAAUCGUUACCGACCGACCGAUCUGGCGGCCAAGUUGAAGAAGAUUGCCCCGGCCCCCAAGAAAGCAGCCAUGACUCCCCGGGUUCAGCGCACCCGAGUCAAGCGCACCCCUAAAUCUACCCCCAAGCAACAGACCAUGGAUACCUUUGAUUCCCCCCUAGCCCUGCAGGACUUCUCGCCUCCGUUAGAUACGCUAGGCAGCAACGCCAAAGCAUUGAAGGCCGACUGGAAAGGGCAAAUGUUGGACUUGAGCAAUGACCCGGACAGACAUAUGCUCAGUCCGGCCGAGCUUAAUCUAGCUUCCACCCUGCGAUUGUCCUGUGCUACUUAUCUGUGCAGCAAGCGCCGGAUUUUUGAGGCUCGUGUGCGUGCCCUGGGCGUGGGCAAGGAAUUUCGCAAGACGGAUGCCCAGCAGGCCUGCAAAAUUGAUGUCAACAAAGCCAGCAAGCUCUGGACUGCCUAUGACCGUGUCGGGUGGUUCAAGCCGGAGUACUUCCACCAGUAUCUGAGAUGA